GAUGCUGUUUUUAAUUUGUGCUCCAUACUUUAUACUGUGUAGCCCGAUCCCGACUCCAUCAAAAUGGGAACCACUAGUCGGAGUUAUCAGGAGUCGUCCAGAGUCGUCCGGAGUCGUCCGGAGUCGUUUGGAGCUGUCUGGAGUCAACCGGAGUUGUUCGGAUUCACCUGGAGUUGUUCGGAGUCGGCCGGAGUCGUUAGGAGUCAUCCGGAAUCGCUCGGAGUCAUCCGAAAUCGGUUGGAGUCAGAGUCGGCCAGAAUCAGCCUUCGAAACAGAGGCCUGUAUACGAAGUGCUCGUGCAAAGUGAAAGUCGAAAAACACAACGAAAUGAAAUGCCUGAUCACAAGCACAUUGCAUCGGACGGCUCGUGUUGACUCCGAUCUACUCCGAUACCGAUCGA
Messenger RNA from Anopheles merus, 400 nucleotides. RefSeq lists its product as uncharacterized. NCBI's taxonomy places the organism in Eukaryota, Metazoa, Arthropoda, Insecta, Diptera, Culicidae. The coding region runs from base 2 to 307 and encodes 101 amino acids. The record is from RefSeq and is a predicted model, not a curated record. The transcript has 2 exons.